Messenger RNA from Plenodomus lingam JN3, 906 nucleotides. RefSeq lists its product as uncharacterized. The record is from RefSeq and is a predicted model, not a curated record. Gene Ontology annotation, molecular function: zinc ion binding. Lineage: Eukaryota; Fungi; Ascomycota; Dothideomycetes; Pleosporales; Leptosphaeriaceae.
AUGUCUUCGUCGGGUUUCCAAGCGAUGCCGGGCUGGUACUGGCCAGAUGAUGUGCCCAAGAAUGAGCCAACGCACGCGACAUCAAGUCCAGAGUCGAGUACAUCAGCGACAGGCGAAGCGCCAUCGUCCGGCCCAGGUUCACGUCGUCGACGCUCUCAUUGGCCACCCAGGCAGUGCAGAAUCUGCUUGGAGACUGUUCAGCCUACCUUUAAUGCUCCCUCUCAGAGUCUCCCAGGCUUUCUCCAGUCUUCCAAUGUCGUCUACGAGGAUGAAAGUGGUAGAUUGAUCCGACCCUGUAAUUGUAAAGGCUCCUCGAAAUACGUCCACGAAGCCUGUUUACAGGCUUGGCGCCACGCGGAUCCGAGCUAUGGACGCAGGAAUUACUGGCAGUGUCCCACCUGUGGUUUCAAAUAUAGGCUUGCGCGUCUAGGAGCCGGACGCUUCAUCGGCAGCGUUGCUGCCCAAAUUGCGCUGACAGUAAUCAUUCUUAUCGCCGUCAUCUUUGUUCUCGGCUUUGUUGCUGAUCCUAUUAUUAAUCUGUAUGUUGACCCGUGGAGCAUCUUCUCUCCGUGGUCUAGCUCCAAUUACUACUUUGAAGACGACGAACUGUCCACCUGGUAUGAGCAUUUCGCAAAGGGGUUUGCGAGCAUGGGUGUGCUCGGUUUCUUGAAAGUCCUAUUGGCAAGUCCGCUGUCUUACUUCAGAAUUGGAGGUGGAGGCCGAGGUCGCACGACCGGCCGUGAUAGAUACGAGCAGGUCAGUUGGAUCAUUAUACUCAUCGGCGUGGGUACCUUUUUAACGGCUGUAUACAAAGGUGUCCGCGUUUGGAGCCGCAAGACGCUUGAGAGAGCUGGCGAGCGAGUCAUGGAUGUUCAAGGUGACGAUGACGAAGACCUAGAUGAAUAA